ACCUAUUUCAUAAAUGUUCUUCACCUAUGGAAAUCCAACGGUUUGCAGGUGAUCUUGGUGUGUGAUAGUUUGUGAAAUUGAUUUUUAAUAUGUUCAGCAAUAAAUUUGAGGUUGAUAAGCAUGUGGAAAAUUGCUUGAAGAAAAUCACUAAUGAAAAAGAGAGAAACAACCGAAGUUAUACUUUUGCUAAGCUUUAUUACAAUGUAGGAGAGUACGAACAGACUAGACGUUAUGUCUCGUCUUACCUCAGCGUUAAACCAAAAUCCGCUGAAGCUCACUAUUUGUUGGGCUUGGCUUUGGAAAAAUUGGGCAAGAAAGACGCAGCACUGGAGGCUUAUAGAACUAGUUUACAAAUUGAUCCCAAACAGAAUAACCUCAUAUUAAAAGUUUGUGAAUUACUAGCAAACGAUGAAAUGGAUUUUGAUGUUACAAGUGCCAAAUAUUUCUGCGAACUUGCUGAAAAUGUAGAUCCCAAUAAUCCAUCUAUUUACAAUUUGAAAGAAAAAUUGAUAAUGAGCGAACAAAAUAAUCCAGAGAGCGUUAUUGAUCUGCUGCUGAAAGAACUUGAAACCAGACCUACAGACAUUUUCCUCAGAGUUCGUCUACUUAGAAACUUCGUUCAAAACAAUAAAAUCAAUGAAGCAUACAAACAUGUUCAUGAUAUUGAGGAGAAGAAUCUCUCUGCUUUUUCAAACAACCUCACCUGGUACGAGAUCAGUGCAGAUGUUCUUCUUCGAUAUAAGAGACAGGCGCAGCCGACGAAUUUGAAUUGGUCUUUUUGGUGUUUGUUGAUUUCCGUUUUGGAUAAGUUCCUAUGGUUGAGGUUGGACGAGAGAAGUGAUGGUGUUAAAGAGAGUUCGGAGUAUAUAAACCAACUCUUUAUAUUCGAUCAGUCACUACAUGAAGCGUUCCAAAAUAUCAAUAAUUGUCCAGAUAAGCAGUUGGCAAACGAAUUUUUGAAUCAUUACAGAGGACAACUCUAUUUGCAUUUUGCAACCAUAAUCUUCAAGCAGGCCAAAAAAGAUUUGAUUCCGUUUAAAGAAGCAGCAUCUGUAACCCUGCCUCUACUUUUUUCGUCUUAUCAUAUAAAACCUAUAGACUUACAGGCUUCUUGGAUCUACCAUCUUCAGGAAGUCCAGAAAAAAUUCAUCAAACGUUGGCAUCAAGAAGCUGCCUUCAGAUGCUCCCAAGCAGGCCACACUCUGCUGUCAGCAUCUGCGGACAGAAAAUCGAUUCUUAUUGGAAAAGCUGAAAAGCACUCUUCCGGUCCUUGGCAAGAACAAAUCUAUAAGAAGGUCUUCAUUGUCCAAGAACAACGUUUGAAAAUGAGCACCAGUUAUUUCUGUUCGAAUCAUAUUGAGGUUAAUUUAAAAUUACCCUCAAAGCAAGAGCUUCUGGAAUACGAUGAGGAAUCACUCUAUGUGUUCCCAGAUUCCUUGCAACAUUACAUCUGGGUGUCCUUGAACAACGAUUUGGCCAAUAUGAAAUAUGUUCCUUUUCAAGGGUUGCAAUAUUCAGUGAAAAAUCUGAACAACUGUGGCGCUGAAACUCUGAAUCUUCUAGAUGUACAAGCGUUUUUGUAUUCCUGCACUAUGUGCACUAGGGCGAAUCUGAAAAAUUUAAAGCAUAUGCUCUAUUUCAAUCUGGACAGGCCGGAUGUCUUACCAGAAGCGGUCACGAGUCAGCUAGGAACAAUCGAACAGAAUAAAUUCCUCACCACUGCUUAUAAGAUGUACAAAAACGAGCCAGGGUUCGAUUCAGGCGAGAUGAGACUUAUUCUGAUACGCGGAAUUGAAGCAGUCAGAUGCGUUGGUCGUCACGGUUUGGAUGUGAGCCUUCUAGUGCAGCUCGGUACUAUUUUUGCUGAAAAGGCGGAAAAAUCCAAGAAACAUUCCGAGAUCGAAUUUAAUGAUGCCAGAGCGGAAAUUUAUUGGAAGGCUGCGUUGCCUAUACUGGAGAAAAUGAAGAACAACCAGGCUGUUACUUACGGCACCAACAGGAUAUUCGAUUACAAAACUAAGGACAUGCCUUUGCCUGAAAUCUUAGCGCAGAUUGAUAAAGGAAAACUCUAUUUAGGUAUACUGGCGGUGAAACGUAAGGAGUAUGAAAAAGCGUUGGCAAUAUUCGAAGAAUUGAAGGAUCCGUAUGCCAGUUUCCACCAAGCGCAUAUCUAUAAAAGGAUGGCGGAUCACAAGAUCAACCAAAGCAAGGAGAGUGUCACCUCUGAGAUGAGGAGUCAGAACAUCAUUUUGCUGUCUAAAGCGAGGGACUGCUUUUAUCUCACCUUGGAUAGACUCAGAGAGCCAUCAGUCGACAAAAAUCACCCCUUGAACCUUCAGUUGGGGAAUGAAAUUGAAAAGAUCGAAAGGUUAUUGUCGAGGAUUGAUCCGGAUGCCAAUAGGAAUGAGUGUGAAGGAUUGUCGGAUGAAAACGUUUCUUCCAACGAUAGCACCGAGCAUUAUACUUCAGCGCACUAUACAUCUCAGUUUUCAAACGUUUAUAGUUCGCCGUAUGUAAACAGGAAUGAGACUAGGAUAAACCAGUCGACGCCGUUACGUCUGAACAUCUCCAAAAAAGAAGCUAGACCAAGUCCAGAAAGGUUAGACGCCCAAAUCAGGCAGUUGAUAGCCGCUAAAGAUACCACGUUGAACCAGGUACUGGAACAGAGCCGAAUGAUGAUAGAAUCACAGAGAAGCAUGGUCGACGAGUUGAGAAAUUUCAAGGACGUCGUUUACAACCUGUCCGGACAAGUAGAUAACCUCAAAACGAUGAAGACCAGCCUGGACGAACUCAAGGAGGUGAAAAGAUCCGUCGACGACUUAAAACGCUCUGUUGACGAGCUCCAGAACUUCAAGAGUGUCACCGAUAUGGUGUACGAGCUUAAGAAGGAGAUACAGAAUAUGAAAAAGGACAGCGCCAAGCCUCAGCACUCGAUAAACGACGAUUUAUACGCUCUGGAUGACGAUUACUCCGAGUACAACAUCGGGAAUAACCUGAAUUUCGGGGCUAAUCCGUAUCAGAACUAUCCCAAUAGGAUGCAGCCACCUAUACCUCCUCCUUCGGCCCUUUAUCCGCAUGGAUACUAUCCCCCCAUGUUCGUCCCACCCUAUGGAUAUUCCAACUUGGGACUGGCCCAAUCAGCCGCAGCACUGGCAUUCGGCGCCGAACAACAGUUACCGCCCGAUCUGAGGGGACUGACGAAUCCCAUGUCCCAAACAAACCCCUUGUACUCCGCUCAAUCUCUCAGUCAGCCCGCCAUCCCCUCAACCCUCAAUCUGACGGGUCCGAGCGUGACUGCGUCUUCGAUAAGCACGCAGAACGCGCCUCAAUUCAGAGAGCCGAAGGCGUCAACGGUCACAACUCAACCCUCGACAACGAUGCCCACGACUUACACGCCGACGGUAACAUCGAAAGCUCCCCCAGUAAAUGUUGUCAUAACAUCGUCCGAUCCUCUUCCAACCAUGCAAUCGUCGGUUUCUCAACCCGUGCUGUCGGUAACCAUCCCUCCUCAGCACAUAAAAGGAAACGUGCAGAAGACGCAACCGCAUAACUAUCAGAUACCAUUGCCUGCUACGACCGUUACUUCUACCCCUUCCGUCCUCUGCAAACCGACUCCAGCCAUUUCCACCGAAGGGAUACUGUCCAAUGUAGCACCUCCUAUGUACUCCGCAGUGUCAGACUCGAAGACUUACUCCAAGAAUCUCGGAUUAGAGAUAGAGACCACGUUGGAUAACACUUUCCCCUCGAACGCAGCUAUGAAUCUAACCAAACCUGGGAAAGGUUACUCGGAUACGAUGGCCACCAUCGAAAAAGUGCUGUUUGAAUCUUCCGGCAAGUUGUUCGUUUACAACAUGGAGACCAAGCAGUUCGCGGAGCGAGGCGUCGGUUUGAUCCAGAUACGCGAAAAUCAAAAAGACAAGACCGGCCAAAUCUUCAUGAAGAACGACAGUAAUCAAAUCAUGGCCCAACAUACCAUCGCGUACGAUCUGAUGGUCAUACCGAACAAAGACGACGCGUUUUAUUGGACCGCUUCAGAUACGUCCAGCGGGAAGGAAACGAUGGAAAAAUUCUGUCUGAAAAUGAAGAGUAAAGAAGACGCGCAGCAGUUUUCGAACGUUUACAAGAUGUGUUUGCUGCAGAACAACAACUCAACCAAGGCUCAACCGAUGAAAACUAACGAGAACAAGGAUAAAACCAAUACGAAUAAGUUGGGCGGAUUUGUGUUCACUGGAAGUCCGAUCUUCAAACCCAAAGAAAACGAGGUUGCCCCUCAAGUUAAAGAGGUAGUUACAGAGGAUAAGAAAGCCAGUCCGUUCGCCAACUUCUCCUUUGGUGCAAGAAACUCUAACGGUGCUAGUUCCAGCUGGGGAGAAAUAAGCAAACCAAACCAGAGUUUACUGUCUAACAUCGCUGCCACCCCUCCUAGGCCGGAAGAACCGAAAACCCCAACCAAACCCGAAUCUAGGGACAAUUCGAUGACUGAAGAAUUCGUACCAACGGCUGAAUUCAAACCCGUCAUACCUCUUCCAGACAUGGUGGAGGUGAAGACCGGCGAAGAGAAUUCCGAAGUUAUCUUCGAUUGCAGGGCUAAACUGUUGCGUUACGACAGCGAGAAGAAGGAAUGGAAAGAAAGGGGUCUCGGUAACAUGAAGAUAUUGAAGGAGGAGAAACUCAUACGUCUUCUUAUGCGAAGGGAGCAGGUCCAUAAGGUGUGCUGCAACCAUCAGCUGUUGAAAUCCAUGAACUUCCAGUACAUGCCCAACAAUUUCAAAGUGUUGACUUGGUGCGCGCAGGAUUUCUCUGAAGAAGUUCUGAAAUCCGAAACGUUCGCCAUCAGGUUUAAGACUGAAGAGCAGGCUACGGACUUCCUGAAGUGCAUACUCAAAGCUCAAGGAUCUUUGAACGAAGACAAUUCUUUGGGGAAGCAAGAGACCAAAGAAAAUAAAAGCUCCACUCCUGCGCCCGCGCCAACGCAAGGUUUCGGCGACAAGUUCAAACCGGCCAAGGACAGUUGGGAGUGCAAGACUUGUUACAUAAGUAACGACGCUAAGGCCAACAAAUGCGUCGCUUGCGAUACUAUCCGACCUUCGGCGAAUAAGCCUGUGGCAAAGGAGGCGUCAGGUACUCAGGCCAAGCCCUCUGCGGGAUGGGGGGACGCUUUCAAACCCAAGGCUGGAUCUUGGGAGUGCGAGUGUUGUAUGGUGAGGAACGAGGCUACCGUGUUGUAUUGCGUUUCUUGCGAAUCGCCGAAGGACAGUACUGUACCUAAGAAGGAAUCGUCUGGAGGGAUUAAAGGAGUCAACCUAGACACCCCGUUUAAGUUCAACUUCGGCAUCGGCGCGGGCGCCAACAGCGCCGGCCCGACCCAGCCCGAACCGGCCAAGCUGGAAUCGGCGAGCACCUUCAAGUUCGGCGAUCAGACGGCGAAGCCGGCCUUCGGCAGCUCCACCUUCUCCUUCCAACCGCCCAAGCUCGGUUCCCCGCAGCAGAUCGUCGCCGCGCCCAAGGACGUCACGACGACGCCGAAGGGCGUAGGCAGCUUCGUGUUCGGCUCGCCCGACGACCACCAGUUCGAGUUCAAGCCCAGGUCGCCGAGGAAAUCUUCGGGUCCGGGUGAAGAGUCUGACGGCAGCUACGUGGAGGAGGAGUGCGACAACAUCUACUUCAAGCCGGUCAUACCGCUGCCGGACAAGGUGGAGGUGAAGACGGGCGAGGAGGAGGAGGAGGCUCUGUACUGCCACAGGGCGAAGUUGUUCAGAUUCGUGGGCGGCGAGUGGAAGGAGAGAGGGGUGGGCGAUUUGAAAAUAUUGAAGAACAAGGGUACCGGAAAGUUGAGAGUUUUGAUGAGAAGAGACCAAGUACUGAAGAUCUGCCUGAAUCACACCCUAACCUCGGACAUCGAAUACAGGUCGAAAGACGAUAAAACUUGGCUCUUCGUCGCGCCAGACUUCUCAGAGGGCGAAGUGAGCUACGAUCAGUUCUGUCUGCGUUUCAAAACGCCCGAAAUCGCCAUUGAGUUCAAGGAAGCUGUGGACAAGGCCGUAGGCCAAACAAAUGGAUCAGCGGUCGACAAAGAGGACGAUUCCGAGGUCGAGUUCGUUUCCGAGACGACGGUAACCGACGAGGAACUGACGGAGGCGAAAAGGUUGCAACUCCCGGCCAAGUUCUUCGCCUACCGCAAAUUGCCGUCGUGCACGUGCGCGCAGUGCGCCCAGGACGACGAAUACUUCAGGGGUACCGUUCUGCAGGAGGGAGGCGCCCUUCCGUCCACGCCGGCGAAGGAGGAGGGGGUCAGCGCCGGAUUUCCGAUAUUCGCAACCCCCAAAUCGAGCGUUCUGAAGGACCUGCUUUCACGGCCUCCGCAGACCCCUAAGGCGGCGUCAGAAAGCUCGGCUAAGACCCCGACGUUGACCACGUCGUCCACGACGACGACCGCCGGUUGUUGGUUCGGCACCAAGAGCUCGGCGCCCACGACCAUCUUCGGGGUUACGACCAACGCUUCCGACAGCGGCGCCAAGCCUUUGACCAGCAGCUGCGAUAACAAAACCGCGGAUUCUAACGCGGCAAACAAGAAUUAUUUCUCGCCGACGGUAAGCAAAAGUGGCAUUUUUGGAACUGCGGAAAACAGGCCGAGCAUCUUUGGGAAUAGUUCGGAUACGGAGAAAAAGUCCAGUAUUUUCGGCAACGUCGCUGAGGCGGAGAAGAAUAAGAGCAUCUUUGGUGGUGGCUCGGAUACGGAGAAAAAGACCAGUAUUUUUGGCAACGUCGCUGAGGCCGAGAAGAAGACGAGCAUCUUUGGAAGUAGCUCGAAUACGGAGAACAAGACCGGUAUUUUCGGCAACGGCGCGGCGACUGAAAAGAAAACUAGCAUAUUCGGUAAUUCCGCCGAGGGCAAGAGCAUCUUCGGAGGUCCGCCGGUUUUUGGAAACGCCACCGGCGACAAAGCGAGCUUAUUCGGUAACGGCGCCUCCUCGACCAGAUCCAGCAUCUUCGGCAACGUGUUGGCGGAAAACAAGAGCCUGUUCGGCGGUUCCGAGAAGGAGAACAAGAGCGUAUUCGGCGGCGGCACGGAAAACGCGAGCACAUUCGGCGGUUCGGCCGCCAGCGCCAAAACCAGCAUAUUCGGCAACUCGGCCAGCAUCUUCUCGACGCCCCCGCCUGAACCUAAGACCCCGGACGUCGAACCGCAGAAGGAACAAGACGAAAACUCGCGCGGUAUAUUCAACACGCCGACGUCCAAACCUAGCGGAUUCUUCGGCGACUCCAGCAAACCGGGCGUCAAUCUGUUCGGCUCGGCCAACUCCUCCGGCGGCAUAUUCGGCGCGUCUAAGACUUCUGCUACUUCCCUGUUCGGCGGCGGCGUCUCGAUAACGACGACUGCUUCGUCCGUCUUCGGCUCGAACACCACCACGACGGCGAGCGUCUUCGGGGCGCGCAACGACGCCAAACCGGCGGCCUUCGGGGCGGCGAACGCGGGCAGCCUGUUCGGCAGCAACAGUUCGACCAUGUUCGGUUCCGGGGCCAGUUUCCAGUUCGGCAAGGGAGAGGGCGCUGGCGGCCAGGAGGGGCAGGCGGUCGCGAAGUCGCUGUUCGGGGGCGCUGGGCUGCCCAAGACGACCAAUCUGAAGGAGGACGACGAGGUCGUGUUGAAGUGCACGUCGGAGGUCAGCUUCUCGAGCCUGGCCCAGCAGACGGAGGGCGGCGCGGCGUUCGGGAAGUCGAAGAGUAACGCCCCUGAUACCACCCAACCCUUCGCCCACCUAGGGGUGGGUACCCCGGUCUUCGGUUCGCAGAAGAAACAGACGGCCACCCCCGAUAGAUCGCAGGACGACGACGGUGAAGGGGGCGGCGGCGCGGGCGACGAUGAAUACGACCCCCACUACGAGCCCAUAAUACCGAUGCCGGAUGCCAUUGUCGUUACUACAGGGGAGGAAGAUGAGACUGCUUUGUUCAACGAGAGGGCAAAACUGUAUAGGUACGACGUGGACCUGAAGGAAUGGAAAGAGAGGGGCGUGGGGCAAUUCAAGAUUUUGCACAACCCAAGUAACAACACUUACCGUUUCCUCCUGAGAAGAGAACAGGUCCACAAGGUCGUCCUGAAUCAACUGAUCACCGCCAACCUGGACCUCCAGCCGAUGACCACGUCGGACAGGGCGUGGGUGUGGGCGGGUCACAAUUUCAUCGAGGACGAGAUGAAACUGGAAAAACUCGCCGUCAGGUUCAAGUACGAGGAGACGGCCAAGAAGUUCCAAGAGUGCGUGCAGGAGUGCCUGAAGAAAAUCGAGCAGGCUGCCGCGAGCGCCAACGUCACCCUGCCCUCAAGCGUCCAGGACUACUCGGUGGAGGCGGUCAGCUCAGAUUCGGAGCAACACGACGCUAACGAUUACGACGACAACGACUACGACGUCGACUACGAUGAGCGUUCGAUGAUGUUUUACCACAAUUGUACGCUUCAAGAGUAUACACCUUCUGGACAGUGGACAGAUGUAUGUUACGGACUGAUUGAAAUAUAUUAUGAUUUAGAGAUGUACGGAGCCAAAAUAUGUUUCAUUUCCGAGGAUGGGGAAAUACUCAGCAACAGCGUGAUUGGUAUCAAUACAGUAAUGCAGUUGGAGGGAAAUCAGUGUACAUGGAGGACUGUGGAGUUAGCCAAAGAAGAAGUGUUUUGGAGAGAUCUAAGGGCCAUAUUUCCUACCGAAGACACCGCCUCAAAGUUCCAUCAAAACUACCUACAAGGCAUCAGUUAUGCACAGGAAUGGGAAAUAGUGGAUGAUAUUCCAAGUGCGGAAAUAGAAGAACUUGAUUAAAAUUUUAGUUUUCAUUAUGCCGUCAAUGUAUAUGUUGUGAAUGUUAUAGGGGUAAAUCUAAUUUUUUAUGUUGUGAUUUUUUAUCUUCCUAAAUUUAACUGUAUAAAAGUUAAUCAUCAAUAAAUAAUGAAUAUUUUUAA
Coccinella septempunctata (seven-spotted ladybird) is the source of this 8947-nucleotide messenger RNA. RefSeq names its product E3 SUMO-protein ligase RanBP2-like. Gene Ontology annotation, cellular component: nuclear pore; cytoplasm. Gene Ontology annotation, molecular function: protein binding; GTPase activator activity. Gene Ontology annotation, biological process: intracellular transport. The record is from RefSeq and is a predicted model, not a curated record. Bases 90 to 8807 code for a protein of 2905 amino acids. The transcript is spliced from 12 exons. NCBI's taxonomy places the organism in Eukaryota, Metazoa, Arthropoda, Insecta, Coleoptera, Coccinellidae.